This is a messenger RNA of Procambarus clarkii (red swamp crayfish), 1677 nucleotides long. RefSeq names its product micronuclear linker histone polyprotein-like. Lineage: Eukaryota; Metazoa; Arthropoda; Malacostraca; Decapoda; Cambaridae. The record is from RefSeq and is a predicted model, not a curated record.
AUGGGGGCACACACUGCUCUGAGGCUGGAUUUCUCCUUGUCCGAUGUUGCGGCGCUGAGCAUGGCAUCAGCUCUUUUUUCUACUAUAACUACAGCACGGCGUCAAGCACCCGAGGACGUCAAGCACACGAGGACGUCAAGCACCCGAGGACGACAAGCACCCGAGGACGACAAGCACCCGAGGACGUCAAGCACUCGAGGACGUCAAGCACACGAGGACGUCAAGCACACGAGGACGUCAAGCACCCGAGGACGACAAGCACCCGAGGACGUCAAGCACCCGAGGACGUCAAGCACCCGAGGACGUCCAAGCACCCGAGGACGUCAAGCACACGAGGACGUCAAGCACACGAGGACGUCAAGCACCCGAGGACGUCAAGCACCCGAGGACGACAAGCACCCGAGGACGUCAAGCACCCGAGGACGUCAAGCACACGAGGACGUCAAGCACACGAGGACGUCAAGCACACGAGGACGUCAAGCACACGAGGACGUCAAGUACCCGGGAACGUCAAGCACCCGAGAACGUCAAGCACCCGAGGACGUCAAGCACCCGAGGACGUCAAGCACCCGAGGACGUCAAGCACCCGAGGACGUCAAGCACCCGAGGACGUCAAGCACCCGAGGACGUCAAGCACCCGAGGACGUCAAGCACUCGAGGACGUCAAGCACCCGAGGACGUCAAGCACCCGAGGACGUCAAUCACCCGAGGACGUCAAGCACCCGAGGACGUCCAAGCACCCGAGGACGUCAAGCACACGAGGACGUCAAGCACCCGAGGACGUCAAGCACACGAGGACGUCAAGCACACGAGGACGUCAAGCACACGAGGACGUCAAGCACCCGAGGACGUCAAGCACCCGAGGACGUCAAGCUCCCGAGGACGUCAAGCACACGAGGACGUCAAGCACCCGAGGACGUCAAGCACACGAGGACGUCAAGCACCCGAAGACGUCAAGCACACGAUGACGUCAAGCACCCGGGGACGUCAAGCACCCGAGGAUGUCAAGCACCCGAGGACGUCAAGCACCCGGGAACGUCAAGCACCCGAGGACGUCAAGCACACGAGGACGUCAAGCACACGGGGACGUCAAGCACCCGAGGACGUCAAGCACACGAGGACGUCAAGCACCCUAGGACGUCAAGCACACGGGGACGUCAAGCACCCGAGCACGUCAAGCACACGAGGACGUCAAGCACACGAGGACGACAAGGACACGAGGACGACAAGCACACGAGGACGACAAGCACACGUGGACGACAAGCACACGAGGACGACAAGCACACGUGGACGACAAGCACACGAGGACGACAAGCACACGAGGACGACAAGCACACGAGGACGACAAGCACCCGAGGACGUCAAGCACACGAGGACGUCAAGCACACGAUGACGACAAGCACACGAGAACGACAAGCACACGAGGACGACAAGCACACGAGGACGACAAGCACACGAGGACGACAAGCACACGUGGACGACAAGCACACGAGGACGACAAGCACGCGAGGACAAGCACACGAGGACGACAAGCACACGAGGACGACAAGCACACGAGGACGACAAGCACACGAGGACGACAAGCACACGAGGACGACAAGCACACGUGGACGUCAAGCACACGAGGACGUCAAGCACCCGAGGACGUCAAGCACCCGAGGACGUCAAGCACCCUAG